GCUCCGUGGGAGGCGGGCGCUCUCUGGAGGUGGCUGGCUGCUGGGAUGGCAGAUGAAGAAGAAGACCCCACGUUUGAGGAAGAAAAUGAAGAAAUUGGAGGAGGUGCAGAAGGUGGACAGGGUAAAAGAAAGAGACUUUUUUCUAAAGAAUUACGGUGUAUGAUGUAUGGGUUUGGGGAUGACCAGAAUCCUUAUACUGAGUCAGUAGAUAUUCUUGAAGACCUUGUCAUAGAGUUCAUCACUGAAAUGACUCACAAGGCAAUGUCAAUUGGAAGACAAGGUCGGGUACAAGUUGAAGAUAUCGUCUUCUUGAUUCGAAAGGACCCAAGAAAGUUUGCUAGGGUUAAAGACUUGCUUACUAUGAAUGAAGAAUUGAAACGAGCUAGAAAAGCAUUUGAUGAAGCAAACUAUGGAUCUUGACACCUUUUGUACUUUCUGAAGCUUCAUUAUUUUCUGGGGAAACCAUAUUUAAUAACUAUAUUUUCCACAGUAGGGUUCUGAUAUCUAG
Molecule: messenger RNA, 508 nt
Organism: Mesoplodon densirostris (Blainville's beaked whale)
Lineage: Eukaryota; Metazoa; Chordata; Mammalia; Artiodactyla; Ziphiidae
Gene: TAF13
Product: TATA-box binding protein associated factor 13
Exons: 4
Coding region: 46-420 (124 amino acids)
Biological process (GO): transcription by RNA polymerase II
Cellular component (GO): transcription factor TFIID complex
Molecular function (GO): protein heterodimerization activity
Source: RefSeq, a predicted model, not a curated record